CCAUUGGUCCGCGGCCGCUCCGCGCGUCACCGCUUCCUCCCGCUUUUGUGCGCCGGCCCAGCCCAGCUCCGGCCGAGCCGAGCCGAGCUGAGCUGAACCGAGCUGAGCUGAGCUGAGCUGAGCUUUUCGGAGCCGCGCCAGGCGCUGGGACCCGAGGUGGUGACACCAGCCCCGGGUGGCCGCGCAUGUCCCUCCGCGGGUGACCCCGGUGGAUGCUUGAGAGAGGAGGAUAAAGCACAAGAGUCUGGGACCAGUGGAAUGGAGGCCUGAUGUAGAUGGAAAGAUGGAUGAAGAAGAAGCUCUGAACUCUAUUAUGAAGGAUUUGGCAGCUUUGGGCAAGUGUGGGGGUCUGCUGGACAACAACAGGAAUAAAACCAGUGUCCACUCCAACAAACAGCGAAGUGUCAGGAUCAAGUUUGAAUAUGAAGGAGAGAAAAGGAUUAUCCAGUUUCCAAGAUCAGUCAAAUUCAAGGAGGUGGUGCAGAAGGUCACAGAUGCUUUUGGACAGACGAUGGACUUGGUCUCUGUGAACAAUGAGCUCCUGAUCCCACUGAAAUCCCAGGAAGAUUUGGACAAAGCCAUGGAGCAGCUGGAGCUGAGCCCUUCCCUGAAGAGCCUGCGGAUCCUUGUGAGCGCUCCAAAGAAAGCGAAUCAGCUCCUGCAGCCCAACAACAGCAAGCAGCAUGAGAUGAGGAUCUCCAGAUCCAUGGGUGAUAUCAUGGGAUCCCUGUACAAAGACUCAGAGAGGACACGCAAGUACUCGACAGGCUCUCUGCACACCGGGCGCAGCUCGCCGCCGCCGGGCAGCGUUCCCGAGGAGCAGCAGCAGAUCGCGCGCCAGGGCUCCUACACCAGCAUCAACAGCGAGGGCGAGUUCAUCCCCGAGACCAUGGACCAGAACAUGCUUGAAGCUUUCAUCAGCCCUGAUGACUCGCUGUCUGGGAGCUGCCAGUCUCUGGACAGGUCUGUGGACAGCCCUCCCUUUCCCCAAACCCCUGUUCCUGGAAGGAAGAGUCAUCCCAAAGAUGGUCUUGAUUGCAUGGAUUUUGACAUCCCAUUCUGUGAGAGGUUUGGGAAAGGUGGGACCUUCCCGAGGCAGUAUCACCUCUCCCAAAGUCGCAAGGACUACAGUGAUGGCAGGAGGACUUUCCCCAGGAGUUACUUCCCACAGGAGAACCUGUUCCAGCUUGUCCCUUCUAGCAGAACCAAGAGCUUUACAGGGGACAGCAAGCUCAGCACUUUGCAGUAUGAUGAGUACAGGCCCAAGUGUUGGAACAAUUGUGAAAAGGGUCUGCAGGCUUUCAGCACCUCCCCUACAAAAGCCAGGAACUCCCUGCAGGCACCUGUGAACUGGAGGCUGGGGAAGCUGCUGGGAAGAGGAGCUUUUGGGGAGGUUUACCUGUGCUACGAUGCCGACACGGGGCGGGAGCUGUCAGUGAAGCAGGUGCCCUUCGACCCUGACAGCCAGGAGACAAGUAAGGAGGUGAAUGCUUUAGAAUGUGAGAUUCAGCUGUUGAAGACUCUCCGUCACGAAAGGAUCGUGCAGUACUACGGGUGCCUGAGGGACCCUGAGGAGAAGAAACUGUCCAUCUUUGUGGAAUACAUGCCAGGGGGCUCAAUAAAGGACCAGCUGAAAGCUUAUGGUGCUCUGACUGAGAAUGUCACACGGAAAUACACCAGGCAGAUCCUGCAGGGAGUCUUCUACCUACACAGCAAUAUGAUUGUCCACAGGGAUAUUAAAGGUGCCAAUAUUCUGAGAGAUUCUGCUGGAAAUGUGAAACUUGGAGAUUUUGGGGCCAGCAAACGCAUCCAGACCAUCUGCAUGUCUGGGACUGGGAUUAAAUCUGUCACAGGAACACCAUACUGGAUGAGCCCAGAGGUGAUCAGUGGAGAGGGCUAUGGAAGGAAAGCUGAUGUGUGGAGCGUGGCCUGCACCGUGGUGGAGAUGUUAACGGAGAAGCCGCCCUGGGCAGAGUUCGAGGCCAUGGCGGCGAUUUUUAAAAUCGCCACGCAGCCGACCAACCCCCAGCUGCCCGACGGCGUCUCCAGCUGCUGCCGCAACUUCCUCAAGCAGAUCUUCGUGGAGGAGAAGCGGCGGCCGACGGCCGAGGACCUGCUGCGACACCCCUUUGUCAGCUGCGGGCUCUGAGCGCCGGCAGCGGGGCUGGGAGGUCGGACCUCACCUCAGCGGGGCUGGAUCUCAGUCACAGCCCCUCCUCGCUCGCCGCUGCCCGGCCCCGCCGCGUUUGGGUUUCAAGCUGCGCUCGGGACUGUUGGGAUUCAGAGCGAGGGGUUUCCCGGCCUGUGCGGGUGCUGGACCGCGGAACCUCCCUGCUGCCGGCGGUACCGGGGUCGUGGCCCCUCGCCAAGGAACUGCUCUCUGGGGGAAGCGUGACAAGCGGGAAAUGUCCCCCCGGCACGGCGGCGGUGCUGGCAGCAUCCCCGGGACAGCGGGGAAUCGGAUGCUCGGGGCCGUCACCGCCUUCCGCAGAGGAACAGACAGGGCUUGAGAUGAUCCUCAGAGCGCAGAGUGGGGGGACCUGGGCGUCCCCGUUCUCGAGGGGACCGGCCCGCUGGAGCAGGGGCGGCUCCGCGGGCGGCGUUUCACACUGUCCUGUGCCUUACGCGGUUGCAAUCAAGGAGUGAUGCUCGGCUCGGAUCUGGUGUGAGGAUGCAGCAGCCGUGUUGACUUUGCCUUGUGUGUGUGCGUGUGUGUCUGGGAACAAGGGGGUCUCCUCGGGGUGCAGGAGGUCUGUGCCGGGUGCGCCCGCGGACGGAUGCCCGGGACCCCUGCCACGGGCUGAGGGGUGGGUAAGUGAUGGCGCUGGUGGUGGGCAGGAGCCAGGAUUCAGCUGGCAGCUGAAGAGAAUAUCAGCAAGGACAGCUCUGCUUAUAGCCAGAGUUCUGUGCUGAGGCUUCCAUCGUGUUCUGGAAGUGGAGCUGCAGGGAGAGCCCAGUGGAUCUCUGUAAAACCCAAGAGAGUGCCUAAAAUUAGGCAGAGGACUGGUGCCUGUGAAUCUGGGUGUGUCCUCCUCUGGCACCUCCUCCUCUGUGCCUUGUGAACCAUCCCCAGGUGCAGGGAAGGGGAGCAUCACUUCCAUGGUGGUGCCCAAGGCAGCAGCUGCAGGACAGUGGAGCCUCAGACUGGGAAAGUGGAGCUGCAGCAGUGGAGGGCAGCUGGAAGCAGAUUCCUUCCUGCAGUAGGUUUCAAGUUGUAGGAGAAAAUGUCAGUCAAAAGCAGAGUUGGACUACAGCAUCUGACCAGCACUACCCUGCUGGAAAACCAGGGCAGGAAACAUGCAUGGAGUGCCUGGAAGCUUGUUAAUUAAUUAAUCAGAUCUUGGGGUGUUUGGGAUAAAUUUGCCAUCCCACCUCCCUGUUCUCUGCUGCAUUAGCUGUUUCCACCAACUCAGCAAAGGGAUCAAAAAGCACUUACCAGGAGAUUCCAUCCUCAGGCCAGUGUGUCAGACAGGUUUAUUAUAAUGCUGGCUUUCAGCAAAAAUCAAAAGUGUUGCUUAGACUUAAGAGGGAAGUGACAAAUUGGUGGUUUGUGUGAACACAUCCUUGAGUUCUUCCAUGUGGAUCAAGACUUUGCAUUGCUGGUUGUGGUGGUGAGAGCAUGUCCAUGUCCUCAGCUCUCAACAGAGAAACAAGAUUUAGGAGGUUGCCCAGUGUUGCUGUGGAUGUCCCAUUUCUGGAAACAUUCAGGGCUGGAUAUAGCUUGGAGCAACCUGGUCUAGUAAAAAAGUGUCCCUGCCCCAUGGCAAGGAGUUGGAAUGAGAUGAGCUCUAAGGUCCCUUCCAACCCAAACCAUUCAAAGAUUUUAUGAUUUUAAGAAUUAUUUCAGUUCUUAAAGAAGGAUCACUGUGAGUAUUAGGGUAAAUUAAAAGAAAUAACUAAAAGAAUUCCUUAUAAAUUUGUCUGACAGCUUCCAAGGCCAUUUAUUUCCAGGCCAAGUUUCAGGGCAGCUGGGGGCCAAUGCUGGAGCAGCACAGGGGUUGUGUCAGUCACCAUGCUGGUGAUGGGCAUCACCAUCACAGGGAGGGGCAAAAGUCUCCUUUUGCUGAGGGGAAUGAAGAAUUUUAUUCUGUGAAUUGGACCAAAUCCAUCAAUCUGGUCAGUAAUAUGGGAUGGGUGGGUGGAAACAAACACAAGGGAAAAAAAAAAAAAUCAGUGUUGUCUGGGAACGAGUUUGGCAGAAGAGGGUAACAAAGUGUGUGUUCACCAAAGCUAAAAAAAAAAAAAAGAAAAAUCAAAACCAUUUUUAGGCUGUUUUCUCUUCUUUCAUUAAAUCUGUUUGGUUUGGGUUUUCUCAGCCUUUCAGUGGUGGGUGGGUGUUUUCCUUCUUUCCAAAGAUUUGAGAGCCAGAGGGGGAUCCUGGCUGCCCCAAAAUGCUCCCAGGGCCCUCAAACCACCUAAACCCUCCCGUGGAUGGAUGUGGCUUGUGUGAGUGUGAAUGUGUGUGUGUGUGUGUGAGACACUCCUCAGGUGCCUUUGCCUUUCUGGUUUGUAAAACCCUUGCAGUGUUCUGAUGUACAGAAUGGAACUGGGAAAAGCAAAUUGAAUUAUUCUGCCAUGUAAAGUAUUUUUCUGUU
This is a messenger RNA of Oenanthe melanoleuca, 4595 nucleotides long. RefSeq names its product mitogen-activated protein kinase kinase kinase 3-like. Gene Ontology annotation, biological process: protein phosphorylation. Gene Ontology annotation, molecular function: protein binding; protein kinase activity; ATP binding. NCBI's taxonomy places the organism in Eukaryota, Metazoa, Chordata, Aves, Passeriformes, Muscicapidae. The record is from RefSeq and is a predicted model, not a curated record. The coding region runs from base 284 to 2149 and encodes 621 amino acids. The transcript is spliced from 17 exons.